Molecule: messenger RNA, 1218 nt
Organism: Volvox carteri f. nagariensis
Lineage: Eukaryota; Viridiplantae; Chlorophyta; Chlorophyceae; Chlamydomonadales; Volvocaceae
Exons: 7
Coding region: 1-1218 (405 amino acids)
Source: RefSeq, a predicted model, not a curated record
AUGACCAUGUUCUUAAUAAUAUUUUUAUUACAUCUCCUGUCUUUGCACCAUCGCUCUGAGGCUCAGGCGGACUUACGAAGAGUUGGGCAAGAUGACGUGCUACAGCAAUGGCUCCACAAAACCAGGAAGCUGGCCCAGGAGGGGCUCGAUGAAGAAGAGAUAGCAUCGAAUAGAGACAAAUUGGCUAUCACUGUGCUGGUGACGGACUUUGACCGCAGAGACAGAGACCGACUCACAAUCCUACGGACCUGCCUGCAGCUAUGUAUGCGCAACCUGUUCAACGUCACGCCUAGCAAAUUCUACGUGUUCACGUUCGAAGGCCAGAUUGCGGACGUGAAGGCGCGGCUUGGCGAGCUCAUGCAACCCAAUGUUGCAGUGCUGCCGGUGUUCAACAGCACCUGGAAGGUGCCGUUGCUGGCGAGCGACCCAAGUUCCUGGCACUCGCACCACAGCAGCAACUACAGGAUCAUGGGAGACUUGCGGCUGGGGUUCAUGCCGCAUUUCGCAAGGCAGAUGGGGCAUAGGUACAUGAUGCAGCUAGACGACGAUUCGUACAUUCUGGGCCCUAUUUCGGUCAACCUUGUGCAGCUGUUUGACCGGCAGGGCUAUCUGUUGGGGGCCCGCAACAUACAGCGAGAUCCCCUUCUUGUGACGUGGGGUCUUCCAGAGCUGGCCAAGUUUUUCCUGAUCACUCAGAAAAUUGUGCCGGAGACGCUGUUUGAGUAUUGUGAUCCCCCCAACAUUGAGGGGCUCUACUCAGAGUACAAGCGAACCAAGCUGCAGGAGGGUUUGAUACCCCGGGAUCAACUGGACAGGUUGGACAAGUUGGAGCUGCGCAACCGCGGCGGUUGGAACCGAACCAUCAUGUUUGGUAACUGCCUCAUGUACAGCCUCGACUGGUUUUUCAAGCCCGAGGUGUACCAUUUCGUGCAGCUGUGCCGCACCUCUGGAUCUUCGUUUGCGUACCGCUGGAACGAGCAGGGCGUGCUCGCGAUGCUCUGGCAGAUUUUCGUGCCGCGUGACAAGUUUGUCACGUUCAAGUUCGAGUACGCGCACCGCAUAAACGAGACGCUGGCACUUCAGCUGGCUGCCAAGGCGGCUGCCAAGGACACCAGGCGCAAGGGGCGGCGGCAGGGCAACAUUUAUGCAGAGCACUACGAAGGCGAGAUACGCGGCAGGCAGCCAGGUGGCCAGGCGGAGAUUCAGAAUUGCAGGUAG